Pogona vitticeps (central bearded dragon) is the source of this 6012-nucleotide messenger RNA. It is a transcript of the gene UNC5C, whose product is annotated as unc-5 netrin receptor C. Gene Ontology annotation, biological process: axon guidance; netrin-activated signaling pathway. Gene Ontology annotation, molecular function: protein binding; netrin receptor activity. Gene Ontology annotation, cellular component: membrane. The record is from RefSeq and is a predicted model, not a curated record. Lineage: Eukaryota; Metazoa; Chordata; Lepidosauria; Squamata; Agamidae.
GAAGCAGCAGCAGCAAUAGCCGUAGCUGCCGCCUGGACCCUUCUCCUGCCGCGCGCUCUUGGGGCGAAAGGGCGCGCACCGUGCCCGAGGGGGAGCCCCAGCGGGGUCUUUCGGCCAAGUCUGGGAGGCUGAAGCUACUUGCCGAGCGGCUUCUUCCACACCUUUCUCUCUCCCCCCCCCCUCUUUUCCCCUUGGCCCAAGUCCUCGGCUUGCUUGGAGGGGCAGGGGCUGGCAGCUGCAGUGGCGGCGGCAGGAGCAGCAGGAGGCGGCUGCUCCGGCUCUCUCUCCCGGAGGCGAAGCCCCGGCACCUCCACGCGUGUCGGGGUCUCUCUCGGUGGGUGGACUUGCCCAGCGGCUCCUUUCCCCUCACCCUCCAGGAGAGUCGAGAGGAACGUGAGGGGACUUGGCCGGAGCUUAGACGCAGGAGCAGCCGCGGCGACCGCCCGCUAAAGCCAUCGCCGCGGGUGAAGGUGGAAGGCGCCGGACUUCGUCUUUGGCCGCUUGGGCGUCUCUGGGGGAGGGCUUCGCCUUGGGCUUUGGCCGUCCUUUUCUGAGCUCUCACCUCUUGAGGCAGCCAUGGGGACAGGGCUGGAAGCCGCCGCCGCCCGCUACGGACUCGGACUAGGAUACUUAUUGCAAAUGGUCGUGCUGCCCGCCUUGGCCAUCCUGAGCGCCAGCAGCCCGGGCUCGGCCGCGCAAGAUGAUGAUUUUUUUCAUGAGCUCCCAGAAACCUUUCCUUCUGAUCCUCCAGAACCCCUUCCGCACUUCCUUAUUGAGCCCGAAGAAGCCUACAUUGUAAAGAACAAGCCUGUAAACCUUUACUGUAAAGCUAGCCCUGCCACCCAGAUCUAUUUUAAAUGCAACAGUGAAUGGGUCCAUCAAAAGGAUCAUGUGGUAGAUGAAAGAGUUGAUGAAACAUCCGGAUUGAUUGUCCGAGAAGUGAGCAUUGAAAUUUCACGCCAGCAAGUUGAAGAACUCUUUGGCCCUGAAGAUUACUGGUGCCAAUGUGUUGCCUGGAGCUCAGCAGGCACGACCAAGAGCAGGAAAGCCUAUGUUCGUAUUGCCUAUUUGCGGAAGACGUUUGAGCAAGAACCACUUGGGAAAGAAGUAUCUUUAGAACAGGAAGUCCUGCUCCAGUGUCGCCCACCCGAAGGAAUCCCAGUAGCUGAGGUUGAAUGGCUGAAAAACGAAGAGGUGAUAGAUCCCGUAGAAGACCGGAAUUUUUACAUCACUAUUGACCACAACUUGAUCAUAAAGCAGGCACGUCUCUCUGAUACGGCCAAUUACACUUGUGUUGCUAAAAACAUUGUGGCAAAGAGGAAGAGCACAACUGCUGCUGUUAUCGUAUAUGUCAAUGGAGGGUGGUCAACCUGGACUGAAUGGUCGGUGUGCAACAGCCGUUGCGGGAAAGGUUCUCAGAAGCGUACAAGAACCUGUACCAACCCUGCCCCUCUCAAUGGGGGUGCCUUCUGUGAAGGCCAGAGUUUACAGAAAAUAACUUGCACCACCUUGUGCCCAGUGGAUGGGAGGUGGACAGCAUGGAGUAAAUGGUCUACAUGUGGAACAGAGUGUACCCACUGGCGCAGGAGGGAAUGCACGGCACCAGCACCAAAGAAUGGCGGCAAAGACUGUGAGGGUCUUGUCUUGCAGUCCAAGAACUGCACAGAUGGGCUUUGUAUGCAGACUGCUCCUGAUUCAGAUGAUGUUGCUCUCUACGUUGGAAUUGUGAUUGCCGUAAUUGUGUGCCUGGCUAUAUCUGUUAUCGUUGCAUUGUUUAUCUAUCGGAAGAACCACCGGGACUUUGAGUCGGAUAUUAUAGACUCCUCAGCACUAAACGGUGGAUUUCAGCCUGUUAAUAUCAAAGCUGCAAGGCAAGAUCUUCUGGUUGUGCCUCCAGACCUAACAUCUGCUGCAGCCAUGUACAGGGGGCCUGUCUAUGCCUUGCAUGAUGUCUCUGAUAAAAUCCCAAUGACCAACUCUCCAAUUCUUGACCCUCUCCCCAACUUGAAGAUAAAAGUCUACAACAAUUCGGGUGCGGUCACUCCACAAGAUGAUCUUUCCGAUUUUUCAUCCAAACUCUCCCCUCAGAUCACUCAAUCCCUGCUGGAUAAUGAUGCAUUAAAUGUAAAAAGCCAGAGUCUUGCACGACAGACAGACCCAUCGUGCACUGCUUUUGGCACCUUCAAUUCUCUUGGUGGUCAUCUGAUUGUACCUAAUUCAGGAGUGAGUUUGCUGAUUCCUGCCGGGGCCGUUCCCCAGGGGAGAGCCUACGAAAUGUAUGUGACAGUUCACAGAAAGGAGAACAUGAGGCCACCAGUAGAAGACAGUCAAACCCUUUUAACCCCUGUGGUGAGCUGUGGACCUCCAGGAGCACUGCUGACUCGGCCUGUCAUUCUAACGAUGCACCAUUGUGCAGAACCAAACAUGGAAGACUGGAAGAUCCAGUUGAAGAACCAAACAGUCCAGGGACAAUGGGAGGAUGUGGUAGCAGUGGGAGAAGAGAACUUCACCACCCCAUGCUACAUCCAUCUGGAUCCAGAAGCCUGCCAUAUCCUGACAGAAACUCUCAGCACCUAUGCCUUGGUUGGGCAAUCAAUUACCAAAGCAGCUGCAAAGCGUCUCAAGCUGGCUAUUUUUGGGCCACUGAUCUGCUCAUCUUUGGAAUACAACAUUCGUGUGUACUGUCUAGAUGACACCCAAGAUGCCCUUAAGGAAGUGCUACAGUUGGAGAGGCAAAUGGGUGGACAGCUCCUGGAAGAACCAAAGGAUUUACAUUUUAAGGGCAGCACUCAUAACCUGCGUUUAUCCAUUCAUGAUAUCACACAUUCCCUCUGGAAGAGCAAACUGCUGGCUAAAUACCAGGAAAUCCCCUUUUAUCAUAUCUGGAGUGGAUGUCAAAGAAAUCUACAUUGUACCUUUACCCUUGAAAGAUUCAGCCUGAGCACACUGGAGUUGGUGUGCAAACUCUGUAUACGGCAAGUUGAAGGAGAGGGCCAGAUAUUCCAGCUCAACUGUUCAGUAUCAGAGGAGCCUACUGGCAUUGAGUAUCCACUCAUGGACCCAGCAAGUACCAUCACUACUAUCGUAGGACCCAGUGCAUUCAGUAUUCCCCUCCCAAUCCGACAGAAGCUUUGUAGCAGUUUAGAUGCUCCUCAGACAAGAGGUCAUGAUUGGAGGAUGUUAGCUCACAAAUUAAAAUUGGACAGGUACCUCAAUUAUUUUGCUACAAAGUCAAGCCCAACUGGCGUGAUCUUAGACCUUUGGGAAGCCCAGAAUUUCCCUGAUGGCAACCUGAGCAUGCUGGCCACAGUUCUGGAAGAGAUGGGAAGGCACGAGACCGUGGUUUCAUUGGCAGCAGAAGGAAAGUAUUGAGAAAGCGACCUUUAAAUCAGAAGGAAGGAAUGUGAACCAUGUCAGCUGUAACUAACUCAAACCGAGCACCCCACACCAAUGUGUUUCAGAACAAGAGGCAUUCCAGAGGGAAAAACAAAACAAGAAAUCCUGACUUUUCACAUGCAUAUUCUCCUUGUACAUUAUCACAGGAUUUGAAAGAAAUCAUGCAGAAUUGUUACCUUGAUAAUAUAAUUCAAUUCAAUCCAAUCCCUCUCAGCUUGGCUGUACACUGCUUGGUACAGGAUUUUACAGUUUCCUAGGAAACGCUUUUUAUUGCUAUCCAGAUAUAUGGAUAAACUUUCUUAACAAUCCCAGUUUCUACGAAUGUUGUUUACAUCAAAUCCUGGGCAGCAGGAUGAAAAUGACUGUCCAUGGCUCUCUUUUUAAUACAUUUUUCUUCUCCUCCUUUUGUUGAAAGCCAUUCUAGACCAAGCCGUAGACAAAGCAGGGUUGUGGCUAUUUUUGAGAUAAAUCAGUUCCCAACACCCCUUUCAGACACAUUUCAUGCUUGCAAAUCUGUCCAUCACAUGUCUAAGAGUAACCCAUAAAAUGAUACAGCUUUCUAGAAAGAGUGGUUAAGACAGAGUUUUACACUCACGCAUCUGGCAAGGAGAUCAUGUCGAGGCUGAACAGGAAUGCAUAUCCUUGCUCCCUCCCUUUCCCAGGGAUGCCUGUAUCCUGUAUCCCUUGGUGAUUUGAAUUGCAGGGAUUUUUUUUCCAGCUCACAAAAUACCCUGCCCUGUAUCAUCUCUCCCUCCCCACCCCUCUCUCACUUGCUCAAUCUCUCACUCUCUCUGUGUGUGAUGCAAAAUUUGGUGUGGUUUGCAGGAGGAUCACCCUACCAAAAAGAAAAUAAUAAUUUGCUUGUAUGAUUAUUUUCUGAAUAGUACCUAGUGUAAGGAAUAUUAUAUUUCUCAUCAUUCUUAUUAGUAUUAUUAUUUUUGCUUACGAAGUUUAUCUGCAGCAUAAUCAUUUGUGCAAUGGCAGCACCCACCCAGGAAGGUGUUUGUGACAUCUAAUACUCUCUAAAGAAAAGGUUUUCUCCUCCUCUCUUUUCUGUUCUAGCUUUGGGCCUUAUCUUAAAACCAAUCCCAGUGAGCUAAUGGAUAGUUUGCUAUCAAGUACAGUAGGACCUCCAUAUUCUUGGGGGAUUGGUUUCAACCCCCCCCAAGACAUUAAAAAGCAUGGAAGGUAGCAAAUACAUAUCACAGCAACAACAGUUAUUUAAAGAAGGAAAAUCACGUCCUGCCUUCUUGAGGUUCAGCUGCUCCUACAAGUCCUGUCCUUGCCAUGAGCUUGGCUAUGCAGACAAACCCUCCCACAUCAAGGUGGUGGCGGCAACUCCCUUUUCCCUGAGCCCAGACAACAAAGAAGACUCACUUUUUCCAUGUGUGCCCACAUAUGCCCUCCUGUCCAAAAUCUGCUGGGGGGGCAGCCAGUCCAGAUCAACUGGGGGAAGGAGGAGAAUGGAUGGUGAGGGGAGGCAAGCAGGUGAUGGAGGGAGAGGAAGUGCAAGAGCCAGUUGGAUCCUUGUCUUCUUCUCUAGCCCCCCCCCACGCAUUGGAGCGCCAUACUUCUGCCCGGGAAACACAGACCCACCCCUGAAGCUGCUUUCACCACCCCUUUAGACCCAAUCUCUCUAGUUUCUGAUGUGAUCGUGGCCUUUUCUGUCAGCAGAAGCUGGGGUUGGAGCAUCCAUGCCUAACCCAUCUGGUCCAGGCCUUCUGAAAAUGGAUACCCAAGAGUUGACCAGUCACCCGUGGUUAAGGGAAACGACAGGUAUUGAUCCAUCAGAUACGGGGGUCCUACUGUACCAGACAUUUCUCAUCACAAGAUUGCCUUCAAAGAGAAUAAUGUCUUUGUAUUGAUAAGGAAGCACAGUAUUUCUGACUAUUUCAAACAAACAGAAUGUUUCACUGAAAGAAACCCUUGUCUGUUAAUCUAUCCCAAUUUUUUUUAGAUGUGUCCUCCUAGUGGUUUUGAUGUUGGCUUCCCAUUCCAUGUGCCUAUAGCACCGUCACAGCUUCAUGCCAGUCAAUGGGGCUCAGAUUGAUUUGCCCUAUGUCGGUGUUACCAAACCACAAAAUCUUGUGUGCAUCACUGCUUUAAAAGAAUAGCAGUAAAAAACUAAAUUCUGUUAAAAGUAUUUCUCUUUGGUAUUAGUCCAAAGACGCUUACACAUUAAACAGUGCUUUUUGGAAGUAGUUGCAUGCUUCCAAGCUGAAAGACGUGGUAGUUUGACUUGUUAUUUCUCACUACAGAGACAAGUGUAUCAGUGCACUUCUGAGCUUAAAGUUGGGCUUCAAGAUGUUUGCUUGAGUUGUAUCCCUUUUUGCAUAUGUGGUGUCUUGGCGUCUGAAGGCAGAGCUAUGGAUUAAUUGUCAGCAUCCACUAUGGGUUUGAGGAUAAAACAAGCGAACAUUGCAGGAUAUGUAUUUGAGCAGAAGUGGGCCAUCUGACAAAUAAAACAGGUCACGAUGCACCAGUUGGGGUUUGUGAACGAAGCUGCCUUUGUUUAAUGAAACAAAAUAAAACAUGGCAUCCUACUUUGUUUUUGUUUCCAAUCUUAUUUCAUUUUCUCUCUCAUGUUCAAAUAGUUUUCCCACCAUUGCUGCUUGC